Molecule: messenger RNA, 2043 nt
Organism: Penicillium atrosanguineum
Lineage: Eukaryota; Fungi; Ascomycota; Eurotiomycetes; Eurotiales; Aspergillaceae
Product: F-box/WD repeat-containing protein
Exons: 1
Coding region: 1-2043 (680 amino acids)
Molecular function (GO): protein binding
Source: RefSeq, a predicted model, not a curated record
AUGGAGCAGAACACCCAGGCGUCGUCCGGAUCGCAGGAUUUUGUCGAUACUUUGCUGAGUGCGGGACGCGGCGAAUCGAAUGCCGAUGUCAAGCGCGCUCAAUCCGACGAGACCAACGAAAUGAAGGAUACACAACGCCCUGAUGAUGCAUCCGAUACCCUUUUGCAACUGGCAAGACAGAACGUUGAGCCUUUCCUGACCAAGUAUCACCCUCGCCAAUACGCCCCGUUUCGCUCGCAGGAUGGCACGCCUGAGAUCCCUCGGACGGUGAACGCAGGCUACUGCUACCGCCACCAGCCGGAUUCCAAGUGCAGACGACAGGCCGAUGAGCAGUCCAUGCGCCAGCUGCAAACCGAACUUGAUACCCUUCCGCAAAGUGACCAGCAAGGCAUUGCCCAUGUUUGGUCACUUUUCUCUGCCGCGCCGGCCAAGCAGCGCAAGCUAAUGCUUCAGGGCAUUUUGGCCCAAUGCUGCUUCCCCCAGCUAUCCUUCAUCUCCGCCAGCGUUCGCGAACUGAUUCGAAUCGAUUUCCUUACCGCCCUUCCUCCCGAACUUUCCUUCAAAAUCCUCCGAUAUCUCGACACUGCCUCUCUUUGCCGCGCCGCGCAGGUCUCUCAUCGCUGGAGAGCCCUUGCUGAUGAUGAUGUUGUAUGGCAUCGUAUGUGCGAGCAACAUAUCCGUCGCAAGUGCGCAAAGUGCGGAUGGGGUCUUCCUCUACUGGAUCGCAAGCGUUUGCGCGAAUCGAAGCGCGAAAUCGAACUUCGAGCUACCAAUUGGGGAAAUGAGUCCUCGAAACCUCUUGGUGACGGAGCGCCGAAUGGAACUUGCUCAGAUGUUGAAAUCACGGUGAAUGGCAAGCGCAAGAUCGAUACAGACGACCAGAGCUGUGCUAUGAUCAAGCGUCACUGCAAGUCACCAGCUUACAAACCUGACCCGAAUGACGACUACUUCAAGACCCGAUACCGCCCCUGGAAGGACGUCUAUCGAGAUAGAUUUGUGGUUGGCAUGAACUGGAAGCACCGUCGUUGUUCGGUCAAGGUUUUCCGUGGUCACACCGACAGUGUGAUGUGUCUGCAAUUCGAAGAUAACAUCUUAAUGACUGGCUCGUAUGACUCUACGGUCAAGAUAUGGGACAUGGAAAGCGGUGAAGAGUUGCGAACUCUCCGCGGUCACACUACUGGUGUCCGUUGCCUUCAGUUCGAUGACACCAAAUUGAUCACGGGCAGUCUGGACCGCAGCAUCAGAGUAUGGAACUGGCGUACCGGAGAGUGUCUCUCCAAGUACAAUGGCCAUUCCGAGGCAGUUAUUGCGCUGCACUUCGAUGCGACCCUUCUUGCAUCUGCCUCCGUAGAUCGGACUGUCAAGAUCUGGAAUUUCAAGGACAAGUCUACGUUCAUUCUUCCCCAUCCCGAAGGUGUCAACGCAGUCAAAAUCGAUACCGCCUCUCGCACUGUCUUGACUGCCUGCGAUGAUGGUGCAGCUCGCCUUUGGGACCUCGAUACCAAGCAGUGUCUCAGAGUUUUCCACAACCACAUCGGUGCAGUGCAGCAGGUCAUUCCCCUGCCUCGCGAGAUCGAGCUUGAGAGCCAUCUGGAUGACUGCGAGAAUGAUCACACGUCCCUCAAAGAUGGCGAUACCGUUAUCAACGCUCUUUCUCCUCUUCUGGAAUCGAAGUCUUUGUCUGUGCAGCCAUCCUCAUUUGGCUCAUCAUUUGACCAGGACCAGGACCGCCAGGAACCCCCACGGUACAUCAUCACUAGCGGUGUUGAUGCUACCAUUCGCCUGUGGGAAACCAACACCGGCCGAUGCCUCCGCACCUUCUUCGGCCAUCUGGAGGGCAUUUGGGCUCUCUCUGGUGACACUCUGCGCAUCGCCUCUGGCGGCAUGGACCGCAUGGUCAAGAUCUGGGACCCACGCGUCCCGACCUGCCAAGACACAUACGAAGGCCACUCUGCGGCGGUCAACUGCAUCGGUCUUAGUGACAGCCGCUUCAUCACUGGUGGCGACGACUACCACGUCCGCAUGUACGACUUCCGGGCUUGA